Phaeodactylum tricornutum CCAP 1055/1 is the source of this 1550-nucleotide messenger RNA. RefSeq lists its product with no specific name. Gene Ontology annotation, biological process: regulation of DNA-templated transcription. The transcript has a single exon. NCBI's taxonomy places the organism in Eukaryota, Bacillariophyta, Bacillariophyceae, Surirellales, Neidiaceae. The coding region runs from base 431 to 1384 and encodes 317 amino acids. Gene Ontology annotation, molecular function: DNA-binding transcription factor activity. The record is from RefSeq and is a predicted model, not a curated record.
CGAACGCAUGUCUGAAAGUGACCAAACCCGUCGUAUCAUUGACUGUAAAACACCGAGGUGCUGCUCGUAUCCCCGUUAUCUACCAACUCGCGGCGUACGCAGUGUGACUUUGUCCCGCAUCAGACACCACCCACCCCUUUCACUCUAGCUACUAGUUAGAAGUACCGUUCCGUACGUUACCGGACGUAUAGGCCACACCGGUGUGUAGACACGAUCCAACAUCCAUCCACACACGCCCGUUAUUGCGUUCCGUUCCGUCGCAGUUAGAGAGAAACGUUUACGUCCGGACGUCCGAACGCACCUUCACGCCCAAAUUUGUCACCGUUACGGAGUCAAUCGUCGGUAGGUCGAGCGAGUCGGCAGCCCGAUCCCACUCAUGAUCACGGGCCUCUUCGUUGUUGUGCAACCGUAAGCUUGGUUCUUUCCUCGUAUGGAACACCCGAACGCUGCGGCGAGUGGCGUUGCCUCGAGACACCAUGGUGACAACAACGUUCACAACAACAACGUCGACCAAGAUCCCAACCCACCCGCUGUCGCUGCCGGAGACACGACCUCCCAUUCCGACUCGGACGAAGAAGGCGCCGAAAGCAACGUUGUGAAUCGCGCGAGUCGGAAACGGCCGGUUCCAACUUCCGCUCUCACUACCGACAUUCCUACGGGCACGGAGAAUCCCUUGGAGGCGCCCAUUCCCGGGGAGGAGGGCGUCAAGCUCGAGCAACGAAGAGCGUACAACCGGAUGUGUGCCGCCAAGGCCCGCAAACGGUCCAAAGAUCUCAUUGCGACACUCCAAACCCAAGUGAGUGAAUUGACUCGGGACAAGGCCGAACUGCAACGCAACAACGAAGUCAUGCGCGCCCAGUUGACUCUACUCGAACAACAAAAUCGCACUCUACUCGUGAACGGUCAACGUGGGAGCCUUCCGAUGCCUCCCGUUGCAGCAAUGCCGUCGGCCAUGGGAAACGUCAACAUGUUUUUGAACGCUGCGGCAGCCUCCGGGGUGAACCCAUUCCUACUGCCCCAAUCAGCAACCAACAAUAUGCAAAACGCCGCGCUUUUGGAAGCACUCGCCGGCGGACAACACUUGCUGAAUUUUGGAAAUCCCAACACUAUGGGCAAUAGUAUAGGGGAUGGUGCGUCCUUGCCACCGAUGGCUGUCGCAAGCUUUUUACAACAACCACAGCCGCAGCAGCCACUGCAACUGUUCCAACAACAGAAGCAUCCAGCGAUGCAAGUGCCGCUGCCAACCCCACAAUCAGCGUCAGCGUCGCAACAACCCCAAUCCACACCACAACUUACCGAGCAACAACCACUACAGUCCCAGCCACCUCCGCCAGCACCGGCAAUACAGCCGCCGUCGCAACAACGCGCGUUUUCUCAACAUUGAGAACAAGGAGUACAGUAGGCAUGCACCACAGCAGGCAACGGUGUCAACCAUCUCGUGGAGCGUCUGUGAGCGAUUAAUGACCUAUGGACCUUUUUGUUGCGCUUUUGAUUAGAGAGAUGAUGCUCAUUCCCAACGUACGGUAUAACGAUAAAGUUUUGUUUGCAUC